GCGGAAGUGUCAGAGCAGGCGGAAGUGGUACUGCCCUGAAUACCCUGAGCAGCGAGCGGAGGACGGCUUGACAAACUCCCAUCGUUCAGAGAAUAAAAUCGGGAUCCCUAGCACGCUCUAAAUCCUAAAAAUGGAUAAGAACGAUCUGGUGCAGAAAGCCAAGCUGGCAGAGCAGGCCGAACGCUACGACGACAUGGCCGGCGCCAUGAAGUCUGUGACGGAGCAGGGGGGCGAGCUGAGCAACGAGGAGCGCAACCUGCUGUCUGUCGCCUACAAGAACGUGGUGGGGGCUCGCCGUUCAUCCUGGCGCGUCAUCUCCAGCAUCGAGCAGAAGACGGAGGGUAACGAGAAGAAACAGCAGAUGGCCCGCGACUACCGCGUGAAGAUCGAGUCUGAACUCCAAGAAAUCUGCAACGACGUGCUGAGCCUGCUCGAUAAAUUCCUCAUUGCCAACGCAUCUCAGGCGGAGAGCAAGGUGUUCUACCUCAAAAUGAAAGGAGACUACUUCAGAUACCUGUCAGAGGUCGCCUCUGGGGACAGAAAGAAGGACACGGUGGAGAACUCUCAGCAGGCCUACCAGCAAGCCUUCGAAAUCAGCAAGAAGGACAUGCAGCCCACACACCCCAUCCGGCUGGGCCUGGCUCUUAACUUCUCCGUCUUCUACUACGAAAUCCUCAACUCACCCGAGCAGGCCUGCUCUCUGGCCAAGCAGGCUUUCGACGAGGCGAUCGCCGAGCUCGACACCUUGAACGAGGACUCGUACAAAGACAGCACGCUGAUUAUGCAGCUACUAAGGGACAACCUGACUCUGUGGACAUCAGAAAACCAGGGAGACGAGGGCGAGACCGGCGACGGGGAGAACUAGAGCGCACUUCACUGUUAACCCAUCCCCACUCUCUUCCUCCUCCUCCUCCUCCUCCUCCUCCUCUGAGCUCUCGUCCUCUUUCUUCUCUUCUUCCUCUCUUCAUACACAUUUAAAAAAAAAAAAAAAACAGCCCGUUCAUUCCCUCGUCCCACUUUUUCAAAAACCCGGCCUCCCGACUUCCCUUCUGUAUAACCAACAGCAUGAAUAGACCCCGCCCCCCUCCACCACCAACAACAGAUAUAUACGUUAAAUUUAAAAGAAAAAACGAGAAAGUACUACUCCAUGACCCCUCCUCCUCCUCCUCCUCCUCCUCCUCCUCCUCCUCUUCCUCCUCAUCCUCUUCAUCAUCACUCCACGGCCGGCCGCGCCGACUCAAACCAGCGGCCGGUCUCGUCUUCUAGCACGCAGGGAGGGGUUUAAAUCCCCAACCACGGAAUAAUAAACGUCUUUUAGAGCCCUCUUUUACCCCCCCCCCAUUUAAUCUUCCUCCUCCUUUCCUUCCUAACACCUCAGUAUGUCCCCCCUUCCUCCCCUCCCCUCUUUAGCGAGUUAAUGCAUUGAUAUAGAUGUACCCCCCUCCCCCCUCCCCCCCCUCCUCCUCCUCUUUUGGCUUCUCUUAGUGUACCGGCACACCCGGCUGGUUUUAUUCCACUUUAAACAAAGACAACAAAAAGGUUAUUAAACUGUCCGUUUAUUUUCAACAAACACUGUGAUGCUUAGUUUGUCCUCCACAUCGACACCCAUCUUCUUCUUCCAGCUGGGAGGGGGAGGGGGAGGGGGGGGUGUUUGAGCAGCAGGGGGUCAUUCUGCUGACGGGUUAUACAGAAGGGGGGCUCGCACAGGGCUGUAUUGUGACACUGACUCAUUAAAAAGACAAACACAAACUCUCCUGGAGUUUCAUUUACCGGCUUUUUUUUUUUUUUUUUUUUUUUUUUCAUUUCUUCAACAUGAAUCUGGAGAAACCAUUUUUAAAAAACAUUCCAUCUCAUGUGUGGGAAGAUUUUACACGCUCACGACUAACGGGACCCGCCUGCUUCCUCGGAUCCACCACACCCGGCCCACUCCCCCCCCCCCCCCCCACCGACGCGUACGUUCAACCUCCCUCUCUUCGAUCGCUUUCUCUUUUUUCUUUGUGUGUGUGUAACCGAUUAAACUUCUCUACCCCCCCCCCCCCUCCCUCCUCCUGGUUUUUGAAAAAUGUAAAAUUGUAAAACAUUUUUAGAGCUUAACUGUAAAUCUGUCUUUUGGAGAAAAAAAAAACACAAAACGUGAACGGUUUGUCGAUGUUGUCCGUUAACAGCCGCUUGCAAAGGAAACCUUGAAGCCGUUACAGUCAGCUGCUGGUUCUACGUGUGCCGUUUGUUUUGGUACUUUAACCCCGCCCCCUCUCUCUCUCCUCUCUCGCCCUUCUCCUGCUUCCUGUACUGACACAUUUGGAGCCGACAGAAAUGCACGUCAUCUUUUAUGCUCAUGUUAAGAAGAAAGCAUCCAGUCGGGCCUUCUCUGCCCAGCCACGCUUAAACUUCCUGCUUCCUCGUCGAACGCCGCAGAGCCCGGCUGUCGGAGACGAUACCGAUCUCGGAGAUCGCAUUCGGCCUCUUCCUCCGCCCCGCCCUCACUGCCUUGUUUACACCACGUGCCGCCGAAUUGUGCAACAGCCACAAAACAGCGAGGAGAUGUAAACGCCGGAUAGACGGUUAAAUUGACAGCUUUCUCCUUGCUGAGCUCCAUCAGAUAACUAAGUGACGCCUCCUCGGCUCGGGUUGUUUCAUCUCGUCACUCAAGCGUCACUUUCCACACGUCGUGUAAGCGUUUGUCCCAAAGGCGAGCUUUGAGUUCAGAUGGUCACGUAGAUGAAGACGUGAGAAAUGUCUACCUGUCUUUGUGUGGAGUUUGAGGGGGCGUGUCUUCUUCCUUUAGCCGAGUCGCUCUGCGGUUCAAAACGGGGGAAGCAAGAAGUUUAAGCUGCGCCCUUUGAGUCAUUUAAAAAAAAAAAAAGGCAACGUGCGUUCAAAGGAGCCAAAUCUCCCGGCAGCCAAUCAUCUGUCUGGAAGAUGGAACCCGGAGUUCACGGCUAAGAGUUCAUGAACAGACGCACGCCACGAGUUGACCUUUCACAUCAAAGACGUUCGAUCGGGCGGUGAACAUUUGAACGCCACCAAUCCGGCUUCACGUUCGUAGUCCUUUAAGAUUGACUGGCUUUGAGUCCCGUCAACCAAUCAGACGAGUUUUCCUCCCCCACUUCCCUCCUCUCAGUGUCACAGUGACCUCGUCAUGAACCAUCUCGACAUUCCACUCCGUUGGUGUCGAAACUAGAACGCCACGACGUCUCGAUGUUUGAUUUUUCUUUCCGCUGGGGACGAAUGUUUUCACGCACUGAAGCUCGAAAAGGUUAAAAAGACGAGUUCCUCCCCGCCGCUCUCUCUCUCUCUCUCCCUUUUCUCGUUAGGCCGUUCCCUCCCCCCUCCCCCUCUUCUUCUUCUACGCUUUGUAAGGAAUAAAACUGAUCCCAUGCAGUAGUGAAUGUGGCACCGAGCCUGUCUGUAUAUCUGGUAUCUCAAAUCAUUUUGUUUUUACUGACCAGUAUUCUGCUUAAAAAUAAAAAGACAAAAAAAAAAAAAAAACCCAAAAAAAAAAAAAACAACAAAGUUUGCUUCUGUGACGGUUUUAUUGCUUAGCGCGCACGUGGUUGUGAAAACGUAGACUUAGCUUAAGGACGCCAAUAAAAAAAACAGAAAAUGACAACAAAAAAAAACACCCCCCUUUCGACACCUCCCCCCUUCCCCUCCCCUGCCCCUCCCUCCCUGGUUAUUGACGUAAUACUAGAUUUGUGUAUGUCUUUUAAAAAAAAACAAAAAAAAAAACCCGACUCUAGUUUCACCCUACAUGUUAUAAACAGGACAAAAUGUAAAAGACGAUUUAAAGUGAAAUAAAGGUUUUAUCAGUUCCGAA
This is a messenger RNA of Labrus bergylta (ballan wrasse), 3817 nucleotides long. It is a transcript of the gene ywhaba, whose product is annotated as tyrosine 3-monooxygenase/tryptophan 5-monooxygenase activation protein, beta polypeptide a. Gene Ontology annotation, biological process: signal transduction; intracellular protein localization. The record is from RefSeq and is a predicted model, not a curated record. NCBI's taxonomy places the organism in Eukaryota, Metazoa, Chordata, Actinopteri, Labriformes, Labridae. Gene Ontology annotation, cellular component: cytoplasm.